Carassius auratus (goldfish) is the source of this 2407-nucleotide messenger RNA. Its product is annotated as protein ABHD18-like. Lineage: Eukaryota; Metazoa; Chordata; Actinopteri; Cypriniformes; Cyprinidae. Bases 135 to 1505 code for a protein of 456 amino acids. The record is from RefSeq and is a predicted model, not a curated record. The transcript has 13 exons.
GUGCGUCAACGCUGGGAGUGGGAUGGCGCGUCACCGUCAGAUGGAAUUCGCCCUCUGUCAUUUAUACUGAUCCGGUUUCUUCAAAGACACCAGCAUCCACGUUAUUUUAGCUUGAGAAGAAUGUUUUUUUGUCAAUGGGUGUGACUCGGCUUGAUGUUCUGUAUAGAAGGCUUCUCCUCACCAAACUCUUCAUUCAAGGAUGGGGAAAGCCGGAGGACCUGAAAAGAUUAUUUGCUUUCCGGAAGAUUAUUGGCAACAGGGAGAGAUGCAAGGAUCUGGUUCAGAAGGACUACCCAGUAUUUAUUGACAAGGUAGAAGAUCACACAGAUUGCAAGAUUCACAAUGGCCAUUUCAUAUCGCCGCUGGAGCACUUUGUCCCGGGCAUCUUGCCAGCUGAGUCCGUCAAAGCCCGUUUCCAGUUUAUUGUACCUAAGAAAUGGAAAAGACACAGACCAGUCUGUAUUCACCUGGCUGGAACAGGAGACCAUUUUUUCUGGAGAAGACGAACACUAAUGGCCAGACCAAUGAUUAAAGAAUCAGGGAUGGCAUCACUACUGUUGGAGAACCCUUAUUACGGAUACAGGAAACCUAAAGACCAGAUUCGCUCCAGUCUGAAGAAUGUCUCCGACCUGUUUGUGAUGGGUGGAGCGCUGAUCCUGGAGUCUGCUGCGCUGUUACACUGGCUGGAGCGAGAGGGUUUCUGGCCUCUAGGCAUGACUGGCAUUUCUAUGGGCGGACAUAUGGCAUCAUUAGCUGUAACAAACUGGCCCAAACCAAUUCCACUCGUUCCUUGUUUAUCCUGGACGACUGCUUCAAGUGUUUUUACCACAGGUGUUUUAAGUCGAGCUGUGAAUUGGAGAGAACUGGAGAAGCAGUACUGCGCACAUCCAGUCUAUGAGGAAGAAAUCAUCAAUAUGCUGGAGUAUUGUGGGACAGACUCUUUCCGGAUGGGCCAGGAAUUCGUAAAAAAUGCCCCAGGCAGCUUUGACAGUCUCUCUGACCUGGAUCUUACCCAUGACCUUCUUGACCUCCACUCGCCAGAAAGGGACCCCCAGAUGGGACCGCGCUCCUCUCGCGCCUCAGACUCUGCCCUAUUGAUGGGCCGUAGAGAGAGAGACGGGCUGGAUCAGAUGCUGUCCGCUGUGAGCAGCAGCGGGCCUCAUUUGGACAUGCUACAUGCUAAAAACAUCACCUUUGGGGCUGGUCAGCGGCAUUCGCUGCAGCGGGAGUCUCUCUGCUUCAUGAAGGGCGUUAUGGAUGAAUGCACACACAUCGCCAAUUUUUCAGUGCCUGUAGAUCCCAGUCUGAUCAUCAUAGUCCAGGCAAAGGAAGACGCUUAUAUUCCACGCACUGGAGUCCGCAGCUUACAGGAAAUCUGGCCUGGCUGUGAGGUUCGCUACCUCAAUGGUGGCCACGUCAGUGCUUACCUCUUCAAACAAGGACUGUUUCGGCAAGCAAUUUAUGAUGCCUAUGACCGGUUUCUUCAGAAGUAUUCCAGCCUAUAGCCAUGGAUCUGUUUGGUACUCAGUACAAGACAAGAAUUGUUGGAUUUUGAGUAUGAUGUGGAGAUGUACAACCUGAUUAUGAUGACUGUGAUUCUUAAAGAAGAAUGUGUAAUUGGAACUAAACCUGGUGCUUCCAAAGGGAGUCAGUGGUAAAAGUGUGUUCCUCGGUGUGGUACACCUCAAAAACUCAGAUUGAUCUGAAGCCAACUAACAUGUGCCCAAUCCAUACAAAACCUUGUCUUCCUGACCUCACUGCCUUUAACCCUGUAUAUCCUCAUCAUGACUGAAAAAUAUUUCAUCAAACAAAACAAAAAUGUACCUCCAAACCAUUCAUUCUCUUACACAUCAAGGUGUCUUUAAACCUCUUCAGGUAGCAGGUCUCUGAAAUUACAGUAUUCUGGAUUGUAGGGCAAAUGAAUUUAUUUGAUAUGCAUUCUGUACUUUUGUUUUACCAACAGAGAAUAUGCACAUUUUCUGAUACAUUUUCUUGCCUGUUUUUAUCAAAUAAUGCAUCAGAAAAAUGGCCUUGUCAUGGGCACGUUUUAAUCUUGCAGAUAUAUCUCAUAUACAGUAUAUGUGUGUGUGUACGUUUAACAAAUUGAGGGGAGUUGUUUGAGUUUUUUAGCAAUCACUGGUGCUCAUAUGAGACCAAACUCAGGUGCUGAUGGCAAGAAAUAUGACCACAAUUCAAAAUAUACAUUUUCUGUGAACUGCUGCAUGCAUUUCAAUCCCUUAAAUCCUAAACACUGCCAAAUACUACAGUAACCGGCCGCUAACAAUCAUACUGUUUCAGUGGACUGAAAUGUUUUACGUUUUACUACUGUCACUUUUUCUGGUCUAUCAUGUUUAGUAUUCAUUUUAUUCAUCAUUCAUGUGUUUCUCCACUCUAAAAAUAAAAAGAC